Molecule: messenger RNA, 3218 nt
Organism: Thalassophryne amazonica
Lineage: Eukaryota; Metazoa; Chordata; Actinopteri; Batrachoidiformes; Batrachoididae
Gene: phf21ab
Product: PHD finger protein 21Ab
Biological process (GO): negative regulation of transcription by RNA polymerase II
Cellular component (GO): histone deacetylase complex
Molecular function (GO): chromatin binding
Source: RefSeq, a predicted model, not a curated record
ACAGCAACAAAAUAAAGCUGUACGGGAAGGAUUAAGCCGGAGUGUCCAUGUGCUCUCAUUCCAUCGCGGAUCGGCUUCUUGUAGAUAUAUAUAUUUAAUUAAUCUAGAGGAGGACUGCUGCUGAGGCAGCACAGAGGGGCGGAGCCCAGUCCCACGGCCAGGUGCAUCACUUUAAUGCUUCAGUUGGAUGGUUUUCCUACUGGAGACAGUGUUAAGGCUGAUCGAUCGGCUGGCAGACUGACUGGAUCCAUGAUGGAAUUACAGACAUUACAGGAGGCUCUGAAGGUGGAGAUACAGAUCCAUCAGAAGCUGGUUGCCCAGAUGAAGCAGGACCCUCAGAAUGCAGAUCUGAAGAAGCAGCUCCACGAGCUUCAGGCGAAGAUCACAGCGCUGAGCGAGAAGCAGAAAAAGGUGGUGGAGCAGCUGAGGAAGGAGCUGUUGGUGAAGCAGGAGCCAGAGGCAAAGCUACAGCUACAAGUCCAGGCUCCCCCAGCAGGUGGUGAAAUCAAGCCAGCCAGCCUGCUGCAGAAUCAACAGAUACCUGGAGGACUGCAGCAGACGCUGACGGUCACGCCGGUCCUUACUACUAAGACCCUACCUCUGGUGUUGAAAGCUGCUGCCACACCCACCUUACCCGGCUCACUCCUGCCACAACGCCCUGCCACUGUUGCCAUGGUAACCACAGCUAUCACCAAACCUGAUUCACAGAACGCCCCCAUCAACCUUCAGGUGGCCAGCAAGCUUACCAAUCAGGGCUCAGAGCCUUUGCGAUUGGUAUCCAAGAACGCCGUGGUGGUGCAGGCCACCCCCACCACCACCCAGCCAAUCAAAGUUCCUCAGUUUGUCCCUCCUCCUAGACUGACGCCUCGACCCACCUUUCAGCUACAGGUCAGGCCAAAACUGGCCACUCCCACCAAUAUUCCCAUUGCCCCGGCACCUCCGCCACCCAUGAUGGCAGCCCCGCAACUGCUGCAGAGGCCUGUGAUGUUGGCUACCAAGUUGUCCUCUUCUUUGCCUUCGGCGGCUCCUAUUCACCAGGUCCGUAUUGUUAAUGGACAACCCUGUGGCAAGACCGGCUCUACUCCUCUAGCAGGCAUUGUCAUCACCACGCCAGUUUCUGCCACCACAACACGUCUGUCCACACCUGUACAAGCCCCCAAUCUUACACCUAUUCCCACACCCGCUCCGGUGCAGCCAAUCCAGAUCAGCAGUGUGACCAUGGACCCUAAGCAGACUGUUAAAGUUGAGGCAAGUACUGAGCAAAAGACCACUGUCAGCCCCCCCUUUUCCUCGACUCCUCCACUGUCUCCGCCUCCGAGAGCCAAGAAAGAGGAGGAUCCUGAGAAACUGGCCUUCAUGAUGUCCUUGGGACUUGAACAUGACCACUUGGAAGAAAUUCAGAGUAAAAGGCAGGAGCGGAAGCGAAGAACGACAGCCAACCCAGUGUAUAGCGGUGCUGUGUUCGAACCUGAGAGGAAAAAGAGUGCAGUGAGUUACCUGAACAGGCCCCCUGCCCAGGGGACCAGGAAAAGAGGUCGUCCACCCAAAUACAGCAGCGUCCUGGAGCUGGGCAGCCUCACCCCGACCUCCCCCUCCAGCCCCGUCCAUCCCCUCCCCCUGCCCAGCCCCAGCUCUGGGGAUGGAGACAUCCAUGAGGAUUUCUGCACUGUGUGCAGACGCAGUGGCCAGUUGCUCAUGUGCGACACGUGUUCUCGUGUUUAUCACCUGGACUGCCUGGAUCCACCCCUGAAAACCAUUCCUAAAGGCAUGUGGAUCUGUCCAAAAUGUCAAGAUCAGAUCCUGAAAAAAGAAGAAGCCAUUCCAUGGCCUGGUACCCUGGCUAUUGUUCAUUCCUAUAUAGCUUACAAAGAAGCUAAAGAAGAGGAGAAACAGAAGCUAGUGAAAUGGAGUUCUGAACUGAAAUUAGAACGAGAACAGCUGGAACAGAGAGUUAAACACCUUAGCAACUCUAUAACGAAAUGUAUGGAGACAAAGAACACCAUUCUGGCUCGUCAGAAGGAAAUGCAGCUUUCUCUGGACAAAGUCAAACAUCUAAUUCGCCUCAUCCAAGCCUUCAGUUUUAACCGAGCUCUGGCAGAGACAGAGGGUACAGGUGGCAGUACCAGAAUCAGGAACAGCACUGAAGGCGGGAGCAAAACUGAAACGGCAUCAGAAGUUAACUCUGUAGAGAAAAUGGAGAUUGAGCGCUCUACAUCCAGCAGCAACACUGAUGUUACAGAGAAACAGCAGGAGCCUGGAGCUGCAGGAAAUGACCAGACAUGUAGUACCAAAGGAGUAACAGAUUGCCAGGGUGUUCUAGAUGAGGGCACCAUCCUAACAGCAAGUCAGAACCCUGCAAGGGCUGCGCCUGGUUUCAUUGUAGGGGGCAAGAUUACUCCUGGUGUAGGAACAGGUGGCAACACAGGGACUGGUCCCCAGGCUGAGAUGGUGGUCAGUACCGAUACUGAGGCAUUUCUGGCAGUUGACAAUGCCAGUUCCUCAGUGGUUACAACUGUUGUCACCACCAACGGCACCACCGGGCUGGUCUGCCCUAACUACAGCCCCAUGGAAGCCUGCGCUAUCAAUGCUACGACCAACUCUGAGAACAAGAUAGCUGCUUUCACCACUCCAGACACUGGUGGGGAAGAAACAAAGAAGAUCACUGAGAGUGAUGGCAGCAACACCAACAACAGCAAAACCUCAGAAUCCUCCCAGCAUUCUUUGCCAGCUCUUCUCAGCAGUUUGGACAAUAAAAAGUAAUGCUAUAUCUCUUGAGUUACCGGAAUUCAAACACAUAUAUAUUAAAAAGACUUGUGCUUGCACCUUAAGGUGCUCAAAAGUUGCCAAUCUGUAUAAAUGUUGUUUGUUUGCAUUGUAUUGUCAGACUGUGUCAAUGGUAGAUAUACAGCCCAAGUCAAAUGGCUCUGGGAAGAUGUAGGCUAUUCCACCCACAGAUCUUGGGAAAGGAAGCCUUAUGUACCAGUGUCAUUUUGCCAAUUAGUGGUAGACGUCAGUUGUGAGAAUGCUCAAAGGGAAAAUCAUUUCAUCAUCACACCAGUGUGUGCCUGUUAUAGCGGCCCCUGUGUUCUCUGGCAGUGUAGGAAGAUAGGUUCAGGUCAGGACGAUAACUGAGAACAUGGAACCAAACAUCUCUCUGGGGUAACUGGUUAAAAAAGCCAAAAAAAAAAACCCAACAACAACAACAAAAAAAAACUGUU